AUGGAGAAUCAAGGGCAAGACAAUUACACUGCACCAGCUGAGAUCUCAAUGCCCCUGGAGAUGGAGAGUCAAGGGCAAGGAUUUUGUGUUUGGGACGGCAACAUCUGCUUAUCAGGUAAGGUGAAAGAUGGUAGUAAUGGGUAUGUGGCGGCUGAUUCUUAUCAUCUAUUCAAGGAAGACGCGAAAAUCAUGAAGAAAAUUGGACUAAAAGCGUACAGAUUUUCAAUUUCGUGGUCUAGAAUGUUGCCAAAUGGAAAACUAAGCGGAGGUGUGAAUAAGGAAGGAAUCAAGUACUAUAACAACCUCAUAGACGAGCUUCUCGCCAAUGGUAUAGAGCCCUUUGUAACCCUUUUCCACUGUGAUCUUCCUCAAUCUUUACAAGAUGAGUAUGGUGGUUUCAUAAGUGCCGAAAUUGUGGUUGAUUUCUGCAAUUACGCGGAGCUUUGUUUUUGGGAAUUUGGUGAUCGAGUCAAGCACUGGAUAACGUUAAAUGAGCCAGUGAUUUACAGCAUGUUCGGUUAUGCUUUGGGUACCUUCCCACCAGGUCGAGGCCAUUCUUCGCCAGAAAAUAAAGAUUCUUCCCAGGAUGGGGAUGCAGGGAAAGAACCAUAUUUGGUUUCACACAACCUACUCCUUGUCCAUGCUGCUGCUAAAAGUCAAAAGGGUAAGAUUGGAAUUACACUUGCGUCAGAGUGGAUGGAGCCUCUAGAUGAUCAGGAUAAUGACGAUGUUGAAGCUGCAGAGCGUGCCCUUGAUUUUUUGUUUGGAUGGUCAAUAUCCGGAAACUAUGAAAGAAAAUGUGGGUUCUCGUCUCCAAAAUUCACAAAGGAGCAAUCCAAGAAGUUGAAGAAGGGAUCAUAUGAUUUUUUAGGACUAAAUUACUACACUGCUUCGUACGUAACCAGUGCAACUGAUCCAAAAGAUGGGCGUUUAAGUUAUGUCACAGAUUCACAUGUUAGAUAUACAUGUGAGAGAGAUGGGGUACCCAUCGGUCCACAGGGUGGUUCUGGUUGGCUUUAUGCUUGUCCAAAAGGGAUUUAUAAGAUUUUGGUUCAUAUAAAGGAAAAUUAUGAUGAUCCACUUAUUUACGUUACAGAGAAUGGUUUUGAUGAAGCAACUAAUCCCAACUUAACACUUUCAGAAGCCCGUGUGGAUAAGAUGAGGAUCGAAUACCUCCAAGACCAUCUUCAUUACAUAAAAAAUGCAAUUGAUAUGUAUGUUUUUUUGUCUAAGUCAUAUAGUGUCG
Messenger RNA from Ilex paraguariensis (yerba mate), 1246 nucleotides. NCBI's taxonomy places the organism in Eukaryota, Viridiplantae, Streptophyta, Magnoliopsida, Aquifoliales, Aquifoliaceae. The record is from the annotation of a GenBank genome assembly.